Molecule: messenger RNA, 7055 nt
Organism: Amoebophrya sp. A25
Lineage: Eukaryota; Dinophyceae; Syndiniales; Amoebophryaceae
Source: the annotation of a GenBank genome assembly
AUGUCUAUCUGUGUGUUGGUUGGAGGCGUGCAGAAAGGUUCGCCUCUCUUCAAUUCGCUAGUGUCAGAUUUGCCUUGAAGCUCCGUGUCCAGAUAUAUUCGUAGCCCUGCAACUAUCGUCCAACACCUCUUGUUUUUCAUCCUACCCUACCUACCUAGUUGUACAUUGACUUCGCAUAUAUUCUUCUUCAAGAAAAAACUCGUCCUCGUCGUCCUCCAAAAUGGGCGCUUGCCAGAGUGCCCUUCAGGGCGAUAUUAAGGCAACCAUCAAGAGAGCUUCCUCAUCCUCUUUAUCGGGUCUGGACGUUGAUCAUCCUCAUUCCAGACCUUACGCAUUUUCCUUGGCUCUUUUCCAAGAAAGGGGAAAACAAGAAGUAUCUUCAGGGGAAAAUUAUCGCCAAGGACGAGGAUUGUGUCACCGUGUCUACACCAGGAGGAGGAGGACUGUGUCACCGUGUCUACACCAGGAGGAGGAGGACUGCGUCCUCACCAGGACGUCUGUGUCACCAGGAUGACGCGAUACUAGGUCCCCUCUAACGUUAAGUAUCUCAACACGAAGCCGAGCAAAAAGUCGUUUCAGCAGGACAGGUUGAAGAAUCAGCAAUUCGCAGAGGAUUUGGUUUUUAUCGAACGUGUGCCUCUCUUCAGUCGACUCAGCAAGGCAGACAUCCCGUUGGUAGUGUCGGCUCUGGUUAUGGUGUCGUGAAGGUGAAUGUUCUUGGUAGAUUUGCAUUUGCAUGCUGUACCUCUUGAUUAAGAUCAUAGGGAUUAUAUGACAACGACAAGAAGGACAAGAUGAUCCUUCGUCACGGAUAUCCUAAUCCUAAUCCUAUUGAUGCUAUCUCGUAGACUUAUUCCGCCUUCAAGCAACCUACUGCUUACGCUACUCAAUCAAAGAACUCAGUGCUGACGCAUUGCUUCUAAGGGAAAAAGAAAAGAUUUCCGAAGUGGCGAAGUUGUGAUCCAAGAGGGAGAAAAAGGGAAUGAAUUCUUUCUCAUCAAGAGUGGUGAGGCCAGAGUCUACAAGGACAAUGUGGAAAUAGCCAGCCUGAAGCCCGGUGACUACUUCGGAGAAGCCAGUUUGCUGGAAGAUACACCGCGAAAUGCGACUGUCAAGGUACUGUAAGGAGCGAACAAUACUAGAACUUCUACAGUAGAAGUACUCUCAUCAAAUACAUUUACGUUUCCUUUCACGGACUCUCAUCAAAUACGUAGUUUCCUUUCACUGAUUCCCAGAGUACUCUCAUCAAGAAAUUAUAUAUUUCCUUUCAUCACUUCUGACCCGUCUGCACCAUCUACUCCACAGGCAUGCCAAGGCGUUCUCACAGUCCUUUGCCUCACCAGACAGAAGUUUGAGGACUUGGGUGUGCGCAAUCGUCUUCGCUUUCCGAGACGACGCGCAGUAGCAGCCGAUGGAGGCGAUGUCGAAUCGGCAAAACCAGUGCGCAAUGCGCAGGAACUUAUGAAUGUAGUGAUGUGGAGGUGGACUCCCAAGUAGAAUAAAAAAACUCAAAACAAGCGAGCUACUGACUGAAAUAAGAGAGUCUUGUUCUUGACUACGUUUCUCUUCUUUCAGUAUCUCCCUUAUUUUCAAUAGUUACUCGGUUAUUUCAGUUUUUCGAAUAGAAUAAGAAGAUCAUGAAAUAAAGAUGUUGCUGCAAGUAGAAUAAGAAGAUUAAUAUUAAAGAUUAACGAAAGCACUAAGUAAAACAACCGGUUAGUUUUCACCUCUAUAAAUUUAGGCUUAUCUCUUGCAAAAAGGAUUAUUAAAGAUUUUGAGACAGGUGAUUUACUUUCAUCAUCAACUAAGAACCUAUGAAGCUUCCAAGAAGACCUCCUUGAGCACUGCCACAAAAUCAUCAUGAUUGAAGAACUUGGAAGCUGUAGCUGUACUACUACAACUAGCACACCACGCCCAUGAAGAUCUUCCCAAGAACCUCUCUAACCUCCACGAAGCUCUUCAGAAGAAGACACCGACAGAUGAGAUUCUGAUCCGAACGGCUUUGGAUCAUAACAAGUACUUGUCGAAGAUGCUCUCCCCAGACCAGAUGCUGGAGAUGAUCGCUGUGGCGUACAAAACUAACGUGAAAGCAGGAGAAAAGGUGGUCACGGAAGGCAGUUUGGUGGCGGAUAUGUACAGAUAGUUGAUUUUUUUGCUUAGUUGUACAAGUAGAAGUUGUAAGUACAAGUAGUAGAUUGAUGUUCCCCCGACAUCAAGAAACUCUACAACUAGUCCUGAUUAAAAAGACCUAGACGAAGACGAGGACCUACAAAUCCUCAGGUUCUACAUCGUCUCUUCCGGUAAAUUCACGGUUCGCAAGUUGGUGAAACAUGAACAGACGAAUGGCGGUUCUCUAUCGAUGGAGGAAAGCAUUGCAGGUGAGCUUCAGGCUGGUGACACCUUUGGCGAACUGGCCCUGUUGUACAACGCUCCCCGAGCUGCGACAGUCGAAGCAUUGUCGGAUUCAUUGCUGUGGGUGAUUGAUCGCCAUGACUUCAAUUAUGAUGCUGAGGCUCACCUUGUAAAAGUUCUAAUGAUCAUGACCAGUUCUUGCAUCGUCUACCUUGUUCCACCUGCACCAGCCGACCUUCUAGUUCGAGUUCUACCCUAAGCCCUAGGCCGAACCCUUCUAAAGCACGAAGAUCCUUCGCAAACAAGCGCAGCAGCGCAACGAUUUCUACAUGCGCUUGGUGGAGAAGACGGAAUUGUUGAAAGAGCUUUUGACCGAUGAAAAGCGUGCAUUGGUCGAGUGCUUUGUCCAACUCCAUUACAAGCAGGGCCAGACAAUAUUGCGCGAAGGAGAGGAAGGAAAUACCUUCUACAUUAUGUACCAAGGUAAGUAGAAGUACUACUUUAUAUAAUAUUGAUUAUUUAUGUAUUUUUUAAUAAAGAUUAACUAUUCCACUAUCGUCUAGAACAACUGCAUUAUGUAGAAGACGGGUUUUGCUUUUGCAGCAAAUAAAUUCUACUUUAUUGAUAAGUUGUAGACGGGUUUUGCAGCAAAAUUCAUUCAACUUGAUCCCUCGUUGUCUACUUCUCUCCGCCUUCGUACAACGCUGUCUUUGAUCCCACCAACAUCACGAGGUACCGUUGGCGUCUCCACCGAAGAGAAAGGUAAGAUCGCAACUCUGACAGCGUCUCCCGAGAACUGUCAGUAUUUUGGAGAACAAGCCCUCGUCAACCCAGAACGGCGUAAUGCAAGUAUCACGGUAGAGUCGCAGUCUGUGUCUCUGUUGGUGCUCGAGCGAUCGACAUUCGAACAGAUUUUGGGACCUUUGAAGUACUUAGAAAAAAUUGACAUUUUUUCAUUUUUUAUGCAAAAUUUUUAGAACGAGGUCCGUCUUCAACAGCAAAAAAAUUAUUUGAAUUGUUUGAACUUGCUUAUAAGAACUUUACCAGGCGGCCCUCCUUUUUUGUCUUUCAUGAUGAUCGCAACAAGAACAAGAAGAAGAACAUCAACUUUCCUCCAUGAUCUGCUCUAUCAACAGGGAGAUCCUCCAGCACAACGAAAAUGCGAUGGCCGGCAAGCGGCAAAGUAUCCUCAAUCAUCGUCCCACUACUACUCCGGCAAAGGCUUGUUGUAAUGUUCCCUCCAACUUCCAGAAGCCGAAGUUUGAAAGUCUCCAGAAGGUUGGUGUGCUUGGCUGUGGUGGCUUUGGCUCGGUCACUCUGCAACGUGUGAAGAAAACGAAACAGAUGUACGCCCUGAAAGCGGUGUCGAAAGGAUACGUGCUGAAGAUGCAGCUGUGCGAACAGAUCUUGAACGAACGCAAGAUUUUGUCGAUGACUAACUCGCCUUUCAUUGCGCAGUUCUACUUAUGUUGGGGUUCUUGUACCUGAGUCAAGAAAUUCAAUUUCAAUUUCAUGAUCGACUACAUAUAAAUAUGUAGAGCGACGAGUCUAAAAAGACCUUUUGUUCCUCAUCCCCCCGGCGCAACCCGUAACCCGCGUCUAACCCCCUGUACCUACAACCACACCGGCUUUCUGUUCUUUCUCCUCGAGGCCUGUCUGGGAGGUGAAGUAUUUGCUCAGUACGGUCGCCGCGGCUUCCAUGGAUCUGUCCCGCAUUGCGUCUUCUACAGUGCCUGCGUCGUGAAGGCCUUCGAACACUUGCAUGACCGAAAAAUCAUCUACCGAGAUUUGAAACCAGAGAAUAUGCUGUACUUAGUCUUGGAAAAACCAUCUACCGAGGAGAUGAUUUCAAACCAGAGAAUUAUAAAAUAUGCUGUAAGUACUAAGGGGUUUCGUUUUGUUCCAAAUUUGUUUGUAGUCCUCCAAUCAAAUCAAAAAAAAAAGAUCCUCUCCUCAACCACAGCCUCGACCAAGCCGGGUAUUGCAAGCUGACGGAUAUGGGCUUAGCGAAAUUCGUCAUCGGUCGAACCUACACCACCUGUGGCACGCCUGACUAUUUCGCGCCUGAAAUCAUCCAGUCAACAUUAAGGCUCGAGGAAAAGGAAAUCCAUCUUCUCUCUGAAGCAUCCUGAAUACGCUUUAUUUCAAGGGGAUGAAAAGGGGAGCAGAAUGCUUCUCAGGAUGAGCUCUAACUACAGGCCACACCAAUGCCGUUGAUUGGUGGACUUUUGGUAUUCUGGUGUACGAACUCCUGGUAGGUCGCACCCCAUUUGACGGCAUCGAUCCCCAGAUGCGAUACCGCAAGAUUCUGAGUGGUGUGGAGCGACACGACUUCCCGAGAGAAUUAUGACAGACACCAGGAUUGAAUUCUCGAAAAGUCUCUCUUUGAAGAACUUUUUUUGAUCAUGGUCCGUCGGUCCGUUUUAUUUUUCCACCACCUCUACUCCUUUUGAUAAUUUUCCUAAACAAGAACGAGACUGUUACAGCGGAUACAAAGACUUUCCUCGCAUGUUCAAUCAUGUAGUUGUAGUAUCCUCGACUUUCCUCGCAUGUUCAUGUAGUUGUAUCCUCGACUUUCGUCCCUCGCAUGUUCAUGUACUUGUAGUAUCCUCGACUUUCCUCGCUUGUUCAAAUACAUAGUUAUAUCCUUUUUCUCCUCUUCCCUCUUCCCGCCCAGCCUCUAACGCCCGUCCCUGCCAAGGCGGUCGACUUGAUCCAGCAGACCUGUAAGACCGAUCCUUCGCACCGUAUGUGCAUGCGACCAGGCGGUGUUCGUGAAAAUCUGUAUCAGCAUCCGUUCUACGACGCGAGUAAGUGGGAGCUGUUGGAAAAGCGAACGUUGAAGUUACGGUGGAUGAUUUCGAUAUAAGUAAAAAUAAUGAAUAAUGAAGUCGUAACUUUACUGUAAAUUAAUUCUGUAACCAUCUGUAGCAAGCAUGCAUUUUGUAGUUCUUUUUUACUUAUUCUCAGUUUUGAUACUGCAAGUUCAUCUGUAUGAUUCUGUUGUCCUCUGACGGAGUCUGUGAAACGAUUAAGUAAUCCUUUGGUUAUCUACAUUCUACAACAGGGACGGCAAUGAUAUCUCCACAAGAAGACACCAUCUUAAUCUCCUUGUGAUGAUUCCUUCUCCUUCUUAGGAUAUAUAUUCUGAAGAUGAGCAGCAAGAGGAGAAUUUACUACAACUUACUUCUUAGGAUAGUCAUCUGAGUGAAGAGCAAGAGGAGAACUGACAACUUAGAAAAUGUAGAUCACCUUUCAUAUCUGGAGGAUAAUAUCAAAUUAAAAUGCAAAUCUUGAUUGGCUUCUCCCUAUCUAUCUUGAUUGGCUUUUCCCUUUCUAUAAGGUUGAGGUUUAGGUCCAGCGGCGCUCAAAGCACUAAAUAGAGCAGCCGGCGAGUUUUUACCUCUAGAGAUUUAGCCCUUCCAACGAGAUAAUAUCAAAUUAACAUGGUCCUCGUGAGUAGUGCCCUACAAGAACCUGUUCUAAUGAAAGCGCCCUUUCGCCCACGAAGCAAACCGAGCGACCCUCUCUACCACUUCGGGGGAACUGCGGCCGAUGAGGAGCCACCGACCAUCCCGUAUACGGACCCGAGGAACGGAUGGGAUGCUGAGUUCUAAAGACUUGCUUAUCUACUAGAUUGAAUGGUAGGAAGAUGUAGACUAUGGUUGUAGACUAGGCGGAGGUUCCUUAAUAAGUGAGUUACUGACUGAAAUACAAGAGUCUAGCUUGAGCAGGAUGUAGACUAUGGUGCUAGAUUUGGGGUGAGAAAAUGAGAAAAAAAUUAGGGUAUGCGGUUAGUAGAAGAGAUGAAUAGUUCAACCUCGAUGUAAGUAAACAUCUUUUCAUAUUACAAAUAAGUAGUAAGCACAUCAUCAAGUUUAGUUCUUGAAGUCGACGUAGGUAUACUGCAAUAAAUCUUGUUCCUGAGAAAGGAAAAAUUUCUGAAAUAGCACUAAGCGGUAGAAAUCGUAGCUCAUAUGAAGAAGUAAGUGAACCUCAACAUCAGCAGACUCUUCAGUGUCAGCAAUUCAAGUCUAUGCAAGUGAAUGGUGGCAAGUAUGCGGCUAUCAAAAGUCGAUUGCAUGAGGUUACAACAGAACACCCAGGCAGGAUAUCUCGACAUGUUUUCGUAUUUAGUUCAAUUGAAAAAGUCCCUCUUUCAACCACAUAUUCUACUUGUUUCAAGUAAAAAUGAUCAAACAAGAGCCUCGCAACAAGUAGUGUGUAGGGAAUAAAUUUUUUUAUACACGAUGAUGCUGAUCUUUUCUAGUAUUGAACGUUGUAAAUAGCAGAAAUACAAAUAUGUAGUUGCACUAGUAGUACACACGACGACGACUGAGCAUGUAGUCUUCUGAUUCAUAGUGCUCUUCUAAAAACUUACUAGAUGUGUGUACUAGUCGUGUUCGAACAAGGAAUUGGAAUGCCUCAUACGUUGUUGAAUGAUGCGGAGAGUACUUACAUGAAUCAAAAAACUCCGCCUCUGAUGUGUUACAUAGUGUGAACCUGCUGAACAUACAUCAACAUGGAAGACGUUCGUGUGACAGUCAUUUUCAUGAUGGGAAGAUCAACAUAAAGACGCAGAGAUUUGCCUGGCAUUCAUUGACAAUAUUGCCGGGAGGCUAACGGGGAACUCUUAGGCAGAUCGCCGAGUAGAUUAACGUCAUCAUUGCCAGGAGGCUAAUAUUUAUGCUGCUACAACUGAC